Aureobasidium namibiae CBS 147.97 is the source of this 852-nucleotide messenger RNA. RefSeq lists its product as uncharacterized. Gene Ontology annotation, molecular function: structural constituent of ribosome. Gene Ontology annotation, cellular component: ribosome; mitochondrion. The transcript has 2 exons. NCBI's taxonomy places the organism in Eukaryota, Fungi, Ascomycota, Dothideomycetes, Dothideales, Saccotheciaceae. Gene Ontology annotation, biological process: translation. The coding region runs from base 1 to 852 and encodes 283 amino acids. The record is from RefSeq and is a predicted model, not a curated record.
AUGCGACCGACAAUCUUACCACAAUGCACGUCGUGUCUACGACGCAUAAGCAGCCUGGGCCUGCAAGAAUGGCGUGGCGGACAGCAGGUUCGCGGCAAGAAGAAGAUGGCUCGCGCGCCCACCACCGUCACCGUCCGCCUCACCAAGGAUGUGCCUACCUUUGGUCGCAAGGGCACCUACAUUCCCAUCUCUAUUGGCCGUAUGCGCAACGCUUUCUUCCCUACGAGGGCUGCCGAAUAUGUGACCCCCGCCCAAUUGAAGGACAUGAAGGCCAAGAACAUCACGCCCGAACGAGACUUUCAAUUCGGUGUCCCUGACCCGGCUGCCGUCAGAGUCAUUGAGCAGCAGUCUCAGCGCACCACCAAGCGUACUGUCGAGGUCGACAAGUUGGCCCCCAAACGCGCAACCGAACUUCUCUCCAUGCUUCUCCCCCCAGUCAUGGACUUCCGACGUAGGCCUCAGGAAUCUGCUGCUCCUGUUUCUGAAACCCCAGCCGCCCCCGUCAAGAAGGACAAAGGCUUCUCCAGUGCCGCUGCUGAUCUCCUCGCUGCUGCGGCUGCUCCUCCUGCUAUACCCACCUCUACUUCUGCGACACCCAUCUUCGGUACCGUCUCCAACGCCGACGUUGUCAGCAGGAUUGUUCACCUUCUCUCCGAGAACCAAGAAGCCUCGCGGAUCGUCCUGAGUGCCGAGGACGUCAAGUUCGUCAACCUAUCUACCCAGACAGCUGCUGAAGCCGACAAGAUCAGGCAAUUGGGAGAAUACAAGGUCGAGGUCACAGUAAAAGGAGGAGAGACGCCUGUUGAGAGACUUGUUCGCGUUAUUCCCAUCGAGACAGAGAGCACUGUCUAG